Messenger RNA from Ctenocephalides felis (cat flea), 1498 nucleotides. Its product is annotated as prolactin regulatory element-binding protein. The transcript is spliced from 5 exons. Gene Ontology annotation, biological process: protein secretion. Gene Ontology annotation, cellular component: endoplasmic reticulum membrane. Gene Ontology annotation, molecular function: guanyl-nucleotide exchange factor activity; GTPase activator activity; protein binding. The coding region runs from base 136 to 1407 and encodes 423 amino acids. The record is from RefSeq and is a predicted model, not a curated record. NCBI's taxonomy places the organism in Eukaryota, Metazoa, Arthropoda, Insecta, Siphonaptera, Pulicidae.
AUCGCUUCAGCGUGACAACUGUCAGUUGUUUGCGAACUUGCGUUCCGAAAUACGUGGAACUUGUCGAUCAACAUGACUUAGUGAAGUGAAAAGUCUGUGACUAUUUUAUAAGUUUAGUGAUAAAUUAAAUUCAAAAUGACUAGAAGUGGCCGAAAUCACGAUGGCCUUUUGGCAAGGGUUAAUUUUCCUUUAUAUACAUUGCAAAUGUUAACCAGCAGACAUGUGUUAGUGGCUGGAGGAGGCGGAAUGUCCAAAACUGGAGUAGCAAACGGAUUUGAAGUAUACGAACUUUAUCACAAUGGUGAAAGAUUUAUGGCCGAAGAAGUUAUACGUCAUGAAACAGGAACAAGUGUUGUUAUGAAUUGUUCUGUGGUUUCAACUAACAAGGGCUCGUAUUUAGCAGUAGGCCAAGAGAGUCAUUGCCAGUUAUACAAUGUAAAUCCAAAAAUUAUUGAUUUAUCAGAAUGGAAAAUUGAGCAAACUAAUCUUGCAAGGCGGAGAAAAAAUUCAGAAAGGUCUAAUGAUGACAAUCAUCAUGCAGAAAAUGAUUACAACAGAGAGGGUUUUAGAAAAAUGACUUUUGAGAUUCAAGCUCAGGAUAGUAUACAAACAGAUUUUACACCAGAAGAACCACUUCAAAGAGUGAUAAAAAUAAGUCACUGUGGAAAAUUAAUGGCCACAGGUGGCACAGAUGGCCAUAUUAGAGUAUGGAAGUUUCCAAAACUUGUCAAGACAUUAGAUAUAUCAGCACAUACAAAAGAACUAGAUGAUGUAGAUUUUUCACCCAAUGAUAAGUUAAUUGUUAGUGUAGCAAAAGAUGGCUUAGGAUUAGUAUUUGAUGCCGAAACAGGCAAAAAAAAGAUCAGUCUCACAUGGAAUCAACCAGAAGGGACUAAAUAUUUAUUCAAACGUUGUAAAUUUGGAGUGGUUGAAGGAGUUAAGGAUAAGUGUCGAUUAUUUACAAUAGCAAAUCCAGCAGGUAGAGCUGGCAAGCAAAAAGGAUUUCUUCACCAGUGGGAUAUCGAACAGAAUACAAUUACAAAGACAGUAGCUAUUGAAGAAAGUUUAUCUGCUUUGGCAGUAAGAGAUGAUGGUAGAUUUUUAGCGAUUGGAACUAUGUUCAGUGGAUCAGUUUCUGUAUAUGUAGCGUUUAGCAUGCAAAGGGUUUUGUAUGUCCCUGGGGCCCACUCAAUGUUUGUUACUGGUCUUGAAUUUUUGCCUUUAAAAGGUAAAGGCCCACCAGUGUCUAGCGAUACAGAAGCGGCUGUCCUUUCUAUCAGUGUUGAUAAUAGGGUUUGCAUUCAUAGUUUGCCUUUCCGACAUACAUUACCUGCCUGGGUAGCUAUACUUAUUAUAGUAUUUAUGCUAUUCCUAACAUUCACAUUUUGUUCUUACUUGGGGCUGUGAUUGUAGAAUUAUUUGUUUAUAUAAGAUGACAAUUUUUUAAUCAAACUACAUACAUAACUACUAUGUGCAAUUCUCUGAGAACUGAAUUAUU